Molecule: messenger RNA, 3265 nt
Organism: Hyaloscypha bicolor E
Lineage: Eukaryota; Fungi; Ascomycota; Leotiomycetes; Helotiales; Hyaloscyphaceae
Exons: 2
Coding region: 1-3135 (1044 amino acids)
Source: RefSeq, a predicted model, not a curated record
AUGCUCGCUCCAAGAUUUGAAGCAACUCCCGUGCCCGUGAGGGGCUGCGGAAUACGCCCAAGUGAGCUUCGGUCGCUCGUUUACGAAGAGCGGAGGGUGGGAAUUCCACGCCCACGUCCACUCGUUAUCGACCUUACCAAAGAUGACGACGAUGAUGAACACGAGCCGCAAGUGCAAAAUCGGAACGACCCUUUUUUCACCUUACAAUUUGCAGCCCUGGCGAUCAGACCAACCGUGGCCUCGAAUGCCGACCCGAUUUCUCGACAACUUUCAGCAAACCCUCAGGUAUCUGCCUGCCAACGAAUACCUCGCCUUCCACAAACCAUUCCUCCGCGGCUUGGACAAGUCAGCUCCCCUAGAUCGAACAAAAGGAAAGAAUCCGAGUCUGGGGAGGAAGGUGAUGAAGCCGCAACAUUGUCAGCAAAGCGUCGUCUGCGACCUCGGAAACCAGUAACCUAUAGCGAGAACGGUCUUGGAGACGACAUAAUGGAUUUAGACGAACCUUUGGAGAACUUGAUUCCAUCGGUCGAAAAGGAUGACGACGACAAUGAAAGUGAUGACGAUGAUUUCGCCGACUUUGAGGUGGAACGGGUGAUUGCUCAUAGAACUCGUCGUGGGAUGCACGACUACCUCCUUGGCUGGGUUGGUUAUACCGAACUGACUUGGAUUCCGGAAGAGCAUUGCGAUUGUGACCAACUCAUUGCUCAAUUCCGUAACGUGCCCCGAUUUGAUAUCCCGGGUGGGUCUUCGCAAGCGCGGGAAUUGAUUGAGGAGGAGCGAGUUCGGUGGUUGCAAAGGGCCGUCGGGCAAAGGGCAGACACUCCAGCAAGACCCGUGAGAGAACGAGGCCCGGGAUCUGCCAGGAAUCCCAAGACCGGACGAUUUGAACGUAGGAAAGUCAGAAGCCCCCGGCCGAUCCCACCGAUCCCACCGAGGAGCGACAGAGUCAUUCAAGACUCCGAGGAUGAAGAGGGUGAGGAUAAUGUUAUGAGCAUCGGACCAGAUGUUCAACAACAUGCAGAGCAAAUGGCGACUGCAUGGACAAUACUUGAUUCUUGUAGUGUAUCGCGUACUCUGUCCCCGUCUCAACAAUCGAAAAUACAUAGUGCCCCGCCGCCAGACACUUCACAAAAUAAUCGAGUGCAAGAUAUUAUAUCGAUCCGGCAAACGCCAGUGGAAGAUGCAAUUCCUGCACAAAAGCCAGCUCCUGUGGACCCAAACAAUCAGCAGCCACGACAAACGGCCAAAGUUUUCUGGACCAGAAAUACUCCUGGCGCCAAUGAAGAGCAAACUUCUUUUGUGCAAAUGGGAAAUGGAAAGGCGUUUACCGCUGUAUCCGUCGGCUCAGAAUCGAUCCCCGCGGUGGAAGCCUCGAGGUGGAGAGCAGUCAACUUGGACGCAGCAAAACUUUUAUUGACAAGACCCAAGACUGCUCCUGGCUGUACAACAGAGGUCAAGAAGAAGGCGACUGUAUCUUCAUCCUCAAAGCCAGCGGGAGGUGCGGACAUUCAAGCGGGUAUGGCAAGGUUAGACCUCGACCUUCGGCAACCAGCUCACGCACAACAACAAACCUCUUUGACUGAGAAGCCAUCUAGCUUUACAGCACCAGAGCAAAGAGUAUCCCCGUCUUCUUCCACGUCUCCGACACGAGAUGCCGCUUUCAAACCGUUCAGCUCAUGGUCGGCUGUCAAUAAUGCACCAAAAAACUCGUCUGAGAGUUCUCCAAGUAUUCUUACCCAGUCUUCAUCAAGCGCUUGGGAUGCACCAAACUUUGCAACAUCGAAACCGAAGUCAAUACACUAUUCUCUGGCGAGCAUGACACCACGAGCAAACACAGAAUCAACCUGGCGGCCCAAGACAGCCAGUAAAGUUGCACAAACAAUCGGAAGCAAGUACCCAACACAGCAACAGCGAAGCAAAACGCAGCGCCGCUAUCCUGGACAAGUCCGGUCCGACAAACCGUUGCCGUCAGCCGCUGAGGAUAUAGUUGCCAAGUUUUCACAAUCAGCAAUGACUGGAAUGGCUCGAGCGACGAAAUCUCCCUUCACAAAUUCAACACCACCUGCGAAUUCCAAGUCACCUCGGCCACUGUCAAAUGUCGGAGUUUUAAAGCCGGUGGCAUUUAGCUGGUCUCCCCUGAGCAGCCCGGAAAAGGGUACUCACACUAGGAGAACCAGCCUGGACGCAAUUGCGAAAGCUGGCCAUCCGCCCAGGUGGGGAAUGGCACGGUCUACUCAACCGUCUUCAAAUUCGACCGCAUUGCGAGAUGCACGUACCAAGUCACCGAGGCCAGCGUCAGCCGUUGAUGUCCCACGAUCGCUUGAAUCAGGGAUAUCUCGAACAACGCAAUACUCGCAUUUAACACCCCCAGCAAAGGUCGCAGGCACAACGCCGACCAUCCUAGCGGCUCAUGUUACGCUCCCAGCCACGUCCGAAACAGAGCGCAGAGUACUUCAUGACGCCGAGAGGAAGAGUGUUGUAGGUACCUGGGGAGCAAAGAACAGUCUGCAACAGCAGAAACUUGCCAGCCUUCGGAGCUCCCCACAAGAUCCGAUGGCAAAGUAUCAUGGAUUCAAGAUCAAUGUUGUGAAAAAGUCGAAUGCAGAUGUUCAAACCAGCGCAAACGCAUGUGCAAAAGGCUCUAUGUCGGAGAACCGAGGGUGUGUCCAUCGAAACGAGUCGAGCAGAAGCCCGAUCCGGAGGAAGCUUGCCAAGGAACGGCGUCAACGGCAACUAGUAACGUCCGCAAUUGAAGCGGAAAUCGCCAGUAACGCCGGUGCACACGGUAUAUUCAAGAAGAAUGUGGCCACAACGUUGGCGAAUGCAUCUAUGAAGGCGCCUCGACGGCCGGAUUUCGUGCAACGAGUCCCAUCCGCAAAGACAGACCGCGAGCGAAGCCCGUCGGUGGCGACGACAGCGUUCCUGAAGGCCAGAGAGCGCGAAAAGGCCCAAAAGCAAGCUCCCAGUGCGGUCCGACGUGAGGUAAAUGGGGACUAUGGCCAUUAUUACCCGAUAGGACUGUGCAUGGUUGCCAAGGAGCUUGAGGCCUUGAACAUUCGGUAUCGGCAUCGUGCCGCAGCAGCAUAUGGAUUCAGUAUAUCGGAUGAUACGCCGCGGCCGAGCAUCGAGAAGUAGCCUCAUCUCCGCCACUCAACUCAAAGCAAUUGCGCUCUUGGGUGCCAGCAUGGCUCCUCCAUAAGGUCGCGACCUCCACCAAGCACCUUGCCAAGCAGCAGCCUCAAGACCAUUCCCCAUCUCAUGAUGU